Lampris incognitus (smalleye Pacific opah) is the source of this 6136-nucleotide messenger RNA. It is a transcript of the gene ppl, whose product is annotated as periplakin. The record is from RefSeq and is a predicted model, not a curated record. Bases 118 to 5397 code for a protein of 1759 amino acids. NCBI's taxonomy places the organism in Eukaryota, Metazoa, Chordata, Actinopteri, Lampriformes, Lampridae. Gene Ontology annotation, cellular component: intermediate filament; membrane; cytoskeleton. Gene Ontology annotation, molecular function: cadherin binding; structural molecule activity. The transcript is spliced from 23 exons. Gene Ontology annotation, biological process: wound healing; intermediate filament cytoskeleton organization.
GGAUGAGAGCCGCGGUAGGACUGCUGCUGUUUCCUGCGUCGACAGCCGAGUGGUAGAUUUGGUCGGAGACCCUGACGGUGUACUAGAAAUCGCGGACAGGUGUAACGGAGAGACGAGAUGUUCAAGAAAAAGUCCUCGAAAACCAGCGUCGCCAUCACGCCGCCUAAACCCACUGCUCCUUCUAUGGAGUUGGGUGCUCUGAUUGAGAAGCUGCAGAAGAAUGCUGAUAAAGUGGAGAAGAACAUCUAUGAGACGGAGCAGAACCUCAACAAGGAUGUGAGUAAGAUCAAUGAGGGUAAGCAGCCACUGUACCAAGAGGAUACCAACAAGCGAAUCCUCAAUUCACUGGAGCUGCUCAAUGGCCUGGACAAAGACGCUGUCAAUGUCAAGCAUCUCCAGCAUCCACAAGCUGAGAUGAUUGAGCAGGAUAUGAAGCAGCUGCGCGACAGAGUGGUGAAGCUGCGAGAGGAGCAUAACAAUAUCUACCACCUGACCCGCUCUGAGAGCAUGCCCAGCAUUAACUGGGGCAAGAUUAUGGAUGAGAAACUGGACAACCUGAACAACAAAGGAUUUGGUCAGGACUUGCCCACUGUUGAGAACGAGGUUGAAGAGCACAAUAUCUUCCAUAGUGAGGUGGAGGCCCUGGCCCCGCACAUCUCUGACACCGAGGACAAGGACUACGUCAGCGGCCUCCAGCUUAAGUACAACAAGCUCAUGGCCAGCUCCAGUGCUCGUCAGCGCCACCUGCUGAGCCUACGGGACUUCAUGCAGCGUUGCACAAAUGAGUUGUACUGGAUGGACCAGCAGGCUGAGGAAAGGACCAACUAUGACUGGAGUGACAUGAACCUGGACUACCCGGCCCGCCAAAGGCAGUAUGAGAACUUCAUUAGUAAAUGUCUGGAGUCCAAGGAGGCCACCAUCACAAAGCUCAACGAUGACGGGGAGAAGCUGAUUGGUUCUGAGCAUCCCGGGAAGAAUGUCAUCGAGGCCCACAUGGAGGCAGUGCACGCAGACUGGAAGGAGUACCUCAACCUGCUCAUCUGUGAGGAGAAUCACCUCAAACAUAUGAAUGAGUACCAUAAAUACUACAAGGAGGCACGGGACACUCAGGACCUGCUGAAGAGGUUGGACACAGAAAUCAACCAGAAGUACAACCCAGAAUUCAAAGACAUGUACCAGAUAGAUGGCCUCAUCAGGGAGCUGGAUGACCAGACCAAGGCCAUGGACCACUUUGACGAGCGGGUCAAGGCCCUGCAGAAGCACAGCUUACAGGCGCUGCCUCUGAAGUAUCGUCGGGAUACACCCCAGAAACUGCUUCCCAUUGAGGCGCUGUGUGAGUUCGACACAGAUGAGGGCCAGAUUGUACGUGGGGAGCGGUACACGCUGCUUAGGAACAAUGGGACCAAGUGGGACGUGAAGGACUCGGCCGGACAUAAGAUCACUGCCCCGGCGGUCUGCUUCAUGGUCCCUCCAACGGACCCUGAAGCUGUGUCUGUCUCUGACAGCCUUGCCAACCAGCAAAAAGGUAUCAAGCAGAAGAUGGCGAGCAGCAAAGGAACUCUGGUGAAACGCCUUGAUGAGCUGAAGAAAGACAGUGGCGUUGGCACAGACAAGCAGGAGCAGCAGUGUCGCCAACUGAUGGCUGGUCUAGACAAGGUGGUGAAUGACCUGGACAAGCAGGAGAAGGUCAUUUAUGAUCGAGUGCGCCCCCCACUGGAACAGACCAGGUCACUUCAGGACAGCGCUGAUCGCCUACAAGAUCUGAAGGACAUUGCAGCAGCUGUGAAAAAAAUUGAACCAGAGAAGUCCUCCAAGGUGCAACAGUCAAAAAGUUUCUUGAGCUCCAACCCGACAAGUGCCAGUGCUCCCCAGCUCCAUGCCAAAGUGGAUGAGGCCAAUAAGAAGUACAACAAAAUUGACCUGCUGCUUAGCUGCUUUGAGGACAAACUGAAGAAUUCCAACAGCCUUGAGAACACCCUUCAAAAUUGCAAAACUUUUUUGUCCACCAACGAGAACAAAUUGGCCAGAGAGGAGGUUGCCCCAUCUGACAUCUCCUCACUGGAGAAAACUCAGCGACAGCUUGCCGAUAUUGCAUCAGACCUGAGAGCCAAAAGGUCGAUGCUAACAGAGGCAGAACAACACUUGCAGUCUACCAAAGGCAGCUGUGACAACAUGGCCACCAAGCUGCAGGAGCACUGUCCUGACAUAGAGAAGCAGGAAAAUGAAAUUCAGAAGCUCAACAAGCGCUAUAACAAUCUGAACAGGCAGCUAGACACCAGGUCUCAAAGCUUGCAGAGAGCCAAAAUGGCAUACAACAAUUACCGCAAUGAGUAUGACAAUUUGAAUAGCUGGCUCUCUCGUAUUCCAAACUAUGAGCCCCGUGAAACCGAUGACAUGAGACAAGUGGACGCCAAGCUGAAGAAUCAGAGGAACCUGCUCUCUGAUAUCGCAAGGAAAGAGACUGACUUAAAUAAUGUCUCAAAGAAUGCCCAACUUUACCAACAAGCUGUCAAAGAUUAUGAAAAUGAAACAGAGAAAUUUAAGUCUAUGCUUGAUCUUGAGGAUGGACUUGUGCCUCAGACAUACAAGAGGAGCAGACUGGAGUCACCUGCGCUGAGGGUCAAGGGAGAGGAAGCUGCUAUUGAGACCAAGUUUACUGAGGUCAGUGCUGUCAACAGGCAAAGGCUGCAGAAUCUGGAAUUCGCCCAAAGUCUUCUCAACCAGCAACAACAGAUUCCAAUGAUCCAGCCUAAAAAUGUUCAGCUUGUUCAGUCUGCUGCUGUGGGUGAAGAGCCUUGGAGAAUCAAGAAGCAACUGGAUGAAGAGAUUCAGAGGAGGGAGCAGCUUGAGAAAGAGAUAGAGACAAUCCAGACUGAAAUCUAUGUUCUGGAAGGCCAGAAACCCCAGGAUACCAUUGUCAAGAAAGAGCUGAUCAAAAAAGUCCCUGAUCCCCAGCUGGAUGAAGAAGUCCAUAAAACCCAGCAGAAGCUCUCAGAAGAGCGCCGCACUACUCGUGUCCUGGAAAAUGACCUUGAAGCACUGAAUCUGAAACUACGUGGCUUUGAGACUGAAAUGAAAGAAGGGGCACAGCAGUACACCGUGAAGGAAGUUCUGCGUAUUGAAAGAGAUCGAGGCCAGGAGGAGGAGGUCCGCAAGCUGCGGGAGGAGCUGGAAGAGCUAAGAAGGCAGAAAGUGAUUAAGGACAAUGAGCUGAUUCAGAUCCAGAAGCAGGUGACUCUUCUUGCAGAGGAGAAGAACAAGGAACAAGAGGUAAUCACUGAGGAAGAGGUAAUCAAGGUCCAGAAUGACCCCCAACUAGAAAGCGAGUACUGGGUCCUCCUUGACCGUAGGCAGAAGGAAACUGAUGGGAGGGCACAGCUAGAGGAUGAGCUGCGCUUCCUUCAGGAAAAACUACGAAGACUGGAGAAAGAAAAAGCCAUGGCACAGGAAAAAAUCUCCAUCAAGGAGGUGCUGAAAGUGGAAAAGGAUAUUGCUUUGGAGAGGGAAGUGGAAAACUUGAGGAGGCAGUUUGAGGAGGAGAAGACAAAAAGGAGGUCAUCACAGCGAGAAAAGACUGACCUCCAAAGAAAAAUUUCCAGCCUUGAGGAAGAAAAAUCCAGGGUGAUUGUUCAGGAGAAGGUGCGUGAGAUUGUUCGCCCAGAUCCUAAGGCUGAAAAUGAGGUGGCCAACCUUCGGCUAGACCUGGUAGAGCAGCAGAGGCGAUACAAAGAUUCAGAGUUUCAGCUCAGAUCCCUACAAGAUGAGUUGGCCAUGCUAAGGAACAGGGGCCCACAGGUGGAGGUCAAAGAAGUCAUCAAAGAAGUCAUCAAGUACAAGACAGAUCCCCAGACAGAGAGAGAGUUAGAAAGACUCCGCAAUGAAAUUGUAGAUAAAACCCAUCAGACUGAGAAGUCAGAGAUGGAGAUUCGCCAACUUCAUGGUGAAAUUCAAAGAUGGAAGGACACCAAACCUCAAGUACAGACUAAAGAGGUGGUCAAUGAGGUGCUGCAGUAUAGAGAAGAUCCCAAGACCAAGGAAGAGAUUGAGACUCUCAAGAGAAAACUUGCAGAUGAACAGAAGAAACGCCUUGAUCUUGAGAGAGAGCGCUCAAGCCAUGAGGAGAAAAUCAGACUAAGGAAGAUUGACCUGUCUCAAGUCAGAGAAAAAAUUGUACAGCAAGAGGUGGUAAAGAUGGAAGAGGAUCCUGUCCUGAAAUCAGACUGUAACACUUUCACACAUAACAUCAACAAUGAGCAGAAGCUGAAGGACAGUCUUAAAGUUGAGCUCCACCAGCUGCAGAAACAAAUGGCUGACCUGGACCUCCAAAUGGAAGAGACAGAGCGUGAACGUAGAGCAAGGCGGGAGGCUGAAUUGGAAAUCCAAAGGCUUCGGGUUAGACACAAUGAGCUGGAACUCCGAGACAAAGAAAACCGUGAGAAGGUGACCGUAAAACAAAAGGUAGUGUUGCAGCAGGACCCUCAACAGGAAAAGGAGCACUCAAUUCUCAGACUACAGGUAGAGGAGGAGAGGCACAAGCGUGCUUUGCUUGAAAAAGAGCUGAAUGCCCUGAUCCAACAGCAGCUUACAUUGGAGAAAAUGGAUGUAAAGGAAAGGGUUGUGCGCACUGAGAAGGUCCAAGUUGAAAAGGACCCAGAGGCUGAGCUAGAGAUAGAGAACCUUAGAAGGACUCUAGAAGAUGAGAAAAGGAGGAGGCGGGAACUAGACCAGGAGUUAGCCACCCUAACUUCCAAGCUGUCCGACAUAGAGUUCUCUAAAACUAAAUCUUCAAAGGAACUCGAUUAUAUCCGUGAUGAGAGCAACCGUCUGCAGCAGGAAAAUCACAGGCUACAGAAUGAGAUCCGCAAACUUCAGUCGGAGAUCCACAUCACCAGCAAAGAGACACGGCUAAUUACAGAGUCUUCACCCAUGGAGAGUAGCAAGAACCUGGAACUAAGGCUUGAUUCACUACAGAGGGAACUAUCGGAGCUCACGAGCAUCACAGGCCAAAAGGAUGAGGAGAUCCAGAAGCUCCAAAAGAAUCUAUCAGCUGUGAGAAUCAAGAGGGAGCAGAGAGAGAGCCAUCUUCGUAGGUCAAUCGUAGUCAUUGAUCCAGACACAGGGAAGGAGAUGCGGCCAGAGGAGGCCUACAAGCUGGGGCUAAUUGACUGGAAGAUGUUUGUCAACCUGCAAAGCCAGGAGUGUGACUGGGAGGAGACUACAGUUAAAGGGCCUAGUGGAGAAUCAUCAGUUCUUCAUGACAGAAAGUCAGGAAAGAAGUUUUCCAUUGAUGACGCCCUGCGUGUUGGGCACAUUACAGAUAAGCAGCUUCAGCAGUACCACAACAAAGAGAUCACCAUUCAAGAAUUUGGUGUCAUGGUGUCGGGCAAGACCAAGUAAAUGUAAAAAUUCUGAGAAAUCACUUCUAUUUUUCCUAGAAAGUUGAAUCACUUCAUCUGGACACAAUGUUUAUGAAACUGAUCAUUGGUUUCGGUCAUUAUGCAACUUUGCUGUUUAGAAGGGUGGGGGUAGCUGCCGUCAGUUGAGACUAACGAAGUCGCUUGGAUGAGUGAUGAAACGUUUCUCCCACUAAACAUUGUGCCCAGAUGAACUGAUUCACCUUUCUGGGAUUUCCUUACCUGGAUUAUUGAGCAUGCAUCAAGACACAUCUAUUUUUGUACCCAGUGUGAUCUGAAUAAACCUGUCUGAUGUUCUUUAUCUAAUAUUUUCUUUUGAUUUUACCAUUUCUGUGACUGCAAUGUUAACUUGGACAUAUUUUCUCUAUUCCUAAAUCUUACAUGCAUCAUAGUAUAUUUACAAGUCCAGUUUAUAACAUUUUGAUUUGCUAAACUGGUAACUAUUAAGAAACACUGGUUUAUGUGGCUUUUACUACAGUCGAGUAGCUAGUAUUUGGUAAUAUAGGAAAAGGGAAACUAUUCCUAAAAUUAUGCCUACACAUAUUCUACUGGUACCUGGGUAGAGGUAACAUUCAGUCUUUGAUAAGAUUUUGCUGCUGAAAUAUGAAACAAACAAGUACUCAAAACCAUGUUUCAUGUUUUCAUAGGGUGAUUGUAUGAGGUGUUUGAUUUUUCUAAUAUAUGAUUUCUGAUCCUAAAUAAAAUAAAAAAAGUCAAACUUG